AUGCUCGCCAGCUUCACGCAGCACCUCGGCGCGUCGCAGAGGGUCCUGGCCCUGCUGGGCGCCGGACUGUCCGCCUCGUCCGGGAUCCCGACGUACCGCGGCCCCGGCGGGUUCUGGACGACGUACUCGGACCAGCAGCUCGCCACGCCGGGCGCCUUCAGGUCGGAUCCGUGUCUUGUGUGGCAGUUCUACGAGCACAGGCGGGAGCAGGUCCUGGCGGCACAGCCCAACGCGGCACACUUUGCUCUGGCGAGGCUGGCGAGUCUCAAGCCUGGAUUCCUUGCGGUGAAUCAGAAUGUAGAUGGUCUCUGCCAACGAGCUGGCCAUCCAUCGGAGCAAAUUGUCAACUACCACGGAUCCCUGUUUCGAGUGCGAUGUGUUGACGAAAGCUGCGAUUAUAAGGCUGAUGACUAUAAUGUCCCCAUCGUGCCAGCCCUGCAACAACCUCCUCCCUCUUCACCCUCUCAGAAGAACACAGACGACGCCAGAUUCCCACUCAAUGACAACAUCAGCGUCCAAGACCUCCCGCACUGCCCCCGUUGCAAGACGAAUCUGCUCAGGCCGGACGUCGUGUGGUUCGGCGAGGGUGUCCCAGAAGAGAACGCCGCGAGGGUAGAGGAAUGGCUCAGCCAGAGUGAUUCAUGUGAUUUGAUGCUGGUCAUUGGAACAUCGGCCAUGGUGCGUCCUGCUGCCGGUUAUAUACAGAAGGCGAGACAGCGAGGCGCUCGGAUCGCCUUUUUUAACCUGGAGGUGAAGGAGGCCGGUGUGGCAAGGCCAGAGGAGGCUGACUGGUCUUUUGUUGGAGACGCGGCCGAGAUGCUUCCUAUGGCGCUGGCCAAAUUUCUCAAAGACAAUGGGGCGACCAUUUGA
Molecule: messenger RNA, 870 nt
Organism: Cryphonectria parasitica EP155
Lineage: Eukaryota; Fungi; Ascomycota; Sordariomycetes; Diaporthales; Cryphonectriaceae
Product: putative SIR2 family histone deacetylase
Exons: 2
Coding region: 1-870 (289 amino acids)
Molecular function (GO): NAD+ binding
Source: RefSeq, a predicted model, not a curated record